Messenger RNA from Octodon degus (degu), 895 nucleotides. It is a transcript of the gene Cenpx, whose product is annotated as centromere protein X. The transcript has 4 exons. The coding region runs from base 106 to 480 and encodes 124 amino acids. Gene Ontology annotation, cellular component: Fanconi anaemia nuclear complex; FANCM-MHF complex. The record is from RefSeq and is a predicted model, not a curated record. Lineage: Eukaryota; Metazoa; Chordata; Mammalia; Rodentia; Octodontidae. Gene Ontology annotation, biological process: DNA repair; resolution of meiotic recombination intermediates; replication fork processing.
GGGCGCUCUCAUUCUUUGGCUGGGAGCUAGAGGAGGGACUCUCAGAUGGUGCUCUCCGUGCUAACUGGCUGGGAUUGAGGGCGUGACCACGAGAGCCCGCGUUUCAUGCUCAUUGGCUGGGAUGCAAGGGCGGAUCUACGGGGAAGUAGCCUGGAGGCAGCGAUCAUGGAGAGAUCCAGCGCAGGCUUCCGGAAGGAGCUGGUGAGCAGACUGCUGCACCUGCACUUCAGAGAUGACAAGACCAAAGGUGUGGGUGCUACCAGCGGGGCAGGAGGCAAGGACUGGCAGUGGGGGAACUUUCUAACCUACUCUCCUUUUGCAGUCAGUGGGGAUGCCCUACAGCUUAUGGCGGAGCUGCUGAGAAUCUUCGUAGUGGAAGCAGCAAUCCGGGGGGUGCGGCAGGCCCAGGCAGAAGACAUGACUCUGGUGGAUGUGGACCAGCUGGAGAAGGUGCUUCCUCAGCUGCUCCUGGACUUCUAGGGGUAUCCACCGCUUACAGGCCACCCCCAGGAAGCCAGUAUUCUCCCUGCAAGCUGCUAUGUCUCCUAUGGCCUGCAGUUGUCUGAGCUAGAUCCGUACCAGCACUGACACUUUAGUCCCAACAUUGUUCCCUAGCCUUGGGGGAUGACAAGAUCCUGGCAGCUGCCACCCUUCUUGGCACCCUCUUGGUUUGUGGUUCAGACUCCUGGGGACAGUCCCUGUGGGUCCUAGGGAGGCAGGUGUGUUGGGGGGGGGGGACUGGUCUGCUCCUGGCCACAGCUACCCUUGAUAGCCCAUGUGUUUUCAAACCAACCAGCUGCCUUACCACCCCAACACCAAAGCCGGUGUGCAGCUUUUUACACACCUGAUACUUCCCUGAGCUGUAACUUUGUCCUCACAAAACAUCAAUAAAUUG